UCAGCGUUCACUUCUCACGUUGUCAUUUAAGUCGUGCGCACGUGUUUUGUUUGAAGUGACGAACGCGUGAAAGUGGACGUAGUUGUAAAGUGUUUAGUGGUUAAUGCAAGUAGAAUAAAAGAUGGCAGUGGUGAAUAACGCGCUCGUAGCGGCGAUAUGCCUGGAUUAUAUCAAAAAGGUCGACAAAAACCUCGCGAAUGUGUUUCAGACCAAGGCAAAGGCGGUUGCCCUUCCAAAAGGAUGCCCGCAAUUAGAGGAGAUUCUCACUUUUUAUCAGAAAAAUUGCCCGAAAAAGUUGCCAGCGAUUAAAGCUUCCGCCGCGGAUGAGAGUUCUGAUGAGGACAGCUCGGAGGAGGAUGAGACCCCAUCGACUCCCGCCCAGAAGCCGAUGUUGAACGGCCACGCCAAAACUCCAGUCGCGAACAAUAAAAAGGCUGCCGCCCAGUCAUCUUCCGAAGAAAGUGACAGCGACAGCGAAGAUGAAGCCCCUGCCGCGAAGUCUACACCUGCUGUCAAGAAAUCAACACCUGCUGCAGCCAAGAAAGAGUCAUCUGAUGAUUCCUCGGACGACAGCGAGGAUGAUAAGCCUGCCGCCAAGAAACCUGUUGCUAAGCCAGCUGCGAAACCAGCGGCCAAAAAAGAGUCAUCUUCUGAGGAAAGCAGCUCGGAGGACGAGGCUCCUGCAAAGCCAGCUCCAACUAAGACACCUGUGAAGCCAGUGCCAGCGAAGGACAGUAGUUCUUCCGAGGAUAGCAGCGAUGAUGAGCCACCGAAAAAGGCUGCACCCGUCAAGACUCCAGUGAAACCUACUCCAGCUGCGAAAAAAGAUAGCUCCUCAGAAGACAGCAGCGAUGAUGACGAUAAACCAGCAAAACCGACGCCUGCUAAGCAGCCAGCCAAGGCCACACCGGCUAAAAAAGAAAGUUCUUCCGAAGACAGCAGCGACGAUGAUGAUACACCCGCAAAACCUACCCCUGCUAAGCAGCCCGUGAAAGCCACGCCUGCUAAAAAAGAAAGUUCUUCAGAAGAUAGCAGCGACGAGGAUGAACCGCCAGCGAAAGCAAAACCUGCAGCAGCACCUGCAAAGCAGGCCGCGGCUAAGAAGGACGACAGUGAAGAUUCUUCGGAAGACAGCAGCGACGAUGAACCACCAAAGAAACAAGCGGCAAAGGCUCCAGCUCCCGCAAAGGCACCAGCUAAGAAACAAGAAUCAUCCAGUGACGAUAGCUCUGAAGACGAAGCCCCACCAGCCAAGAAACCUGCAGCCAAGCCAGCACCUCAAAAGAAGCAAGAAUCAUCAAGCGAGGAAGACAGCAGUGAAGAAGAAACAAAAGCAGCGGCUGUAAAGAAACCAGCCGCCAAGCCUGCUGCAAAGAAACAAGAAUCAUCCAGCGAGGAAGAUAGUUCUGACGACGAACCAGCCGCUGUUGUCCCGGCUAUAAAGAAACCAACCGCUCCUGCUAAGAAAGCGAAAGAUGAGUCGAGCGAAGACUCCUCCAGCGACAGUGACGAUGAACCCCCACCAGCAAAGAAAGCUGCAAUAAGUGCGCCCGCAAAACCAGUGAAAAAGGCGAAAUCAUCAAGUGACGACAGUUCGGACGAUGAUGAAGACGAAGCACCGAAAGCGGCUCCAAUCAAAAAGGCACCGAAAAAGAAGGAGAGUAGUGACGACGACGAUGAUGAUGAUGCUGAGGAGGAGGAAAAACCUGCACCCAAGGCAGGCCAGAAAAGGAAAUGGGAAACACCGUCGGAAGGUACCCCAGCAAAGAAGGGAAACUAUAAUAAUUUCGUGAAAGCAGGAGAAAGCGGAGAUAAGAAAAUGAAUGGUACACCAAACGGUAACGGUAUCAAAAAGAAUGCACCCUUCCGGCGAGUAAGAGACGACGAGGUAGAAAUUGAUCCGCGAGUGAAGGACAAUUCCUUCGAUGCAAAGAGAAACGCCCGGGGUUCAUGGGGAGAACGUGCCAACUUAGACUUGAAGCACACCAGGGGCAAAUCGUUCAGACAUGAAAAAACGAAGAAGAAGCGAGGCAGUUAUCGUGGCGGACAAAUUGACAUGGGUGUAAACUCAAUCAGAUUUGAGGAUUGAAGAUAGUAUAUUUAUUAGAUUCUGAUUAAACAGAGCCCUCUCGUUUCUGCAUUCGCAAGAACUAACUCUUAAGUGUAUAGUUUUUAAAACGUCGCUGGCAAUGAAUGUCAAACCAUUAGAAAUUUUUAAUCAAUGUUUCUAGUUUCUGCUGAAUUGAGCUUUGGGUAGAAUUUGAAAUGUUUUCCAAUGAACCAAGCGCGCAGUGUUAGAAUUUACGCAAGUAUUUAAUAUCAUUUUAUAUUAAACGCACGUAAAGUAUCGUAUGUUUAGCGUAUUUCUAUUGAUGCCGGUCAUAUAAUACAAACUUAUAUACAUUACCUCUAAGAGUAGAUUUAUAUAUUGAUAGUAAUCUAAUGGAGUCAAAUUAUUUUUUCACUUUGACACAAGAAAUCGUUCAUUAUGUUUCCUUUUAGUUUUAAAUAAAGUUGAAUUGAGUAGUUUUGAGCUCAGACUACUUAGGAGUGAAUGUGAAUUGUAACCAACAUUACAAUUGUGUGUUAUUCUUUUAAAAUAUUUUAAAUACAAAAUGAAUAUGUAUAUGUACAAAGCUG
Hermetia illucens (black soldier fly) is the source of this 2640-nucleotide messenger RNA. Its product is annotated as nucleolar protein dao-5. The record is from RefSeq and is a predicted model, not a curated record. Lineage: Eukaryota; Metazoa; Arthropoda; Insecta; Diptera; Stratiomyidae. The coding region runs from base 122 to 2089 and encodes 655 amino acids. Gene Ontology annotation, cellular component: nucleosome; nucleoplasm; nucleolus. Gene Ontology annotation, biological process: nucleosome assembly. The transcript is spliced from 5 exons. Gene Ontology annotation, molecular function: structural constituent of chromatin; DNA binding.